This is a messenger RNA of Drosophila innubila, 924 nucleotides long. RefSeq names its product zinc finger protein 300-like. Bases 81 to 818 code for a protein of 245 amino acids. The transcript has a single exon. Gene Ontology annotation, molecular function: RNA polymerase II cis-regulatory region sequence-specific DNA binding; zinc ion binding; DNA-binding transcription factor activity, RNA polymerase II-specific. Lineage: Eukaryota; Metazoa; Arthropoda; Insecta; Diptera; Drosophilidae. Gene Ontology annotation, biological process: regulation of transcription by RNA polymerase II. Gene Ontology annotation, cellular component: nucleus. The record is from RefSeq and is a predicted model, not a curated record.
UAAGUAGGUAGAAUAACCGAAGAUCGCGAAUUAUAAUAAAUUGGUGAUAGCGACUUACCCUUGCCACAGUCUUAAGUACGAUGAUCACAAUUACAAACACAGAACCAGUUUGUUGCGUUUGUUUGAGCAGCUGCGUGACCUUGGUGAAUAUUACUAAAGAGAGGCAGCUGUCUGCGAAGGAACCUCGUCUGGUGGAUAUGAUAAGCGAGUGCUUCAACUUCAAAGUAUAUGACAAUGAUAUACACCCCAAGAACUUAUGUGAAUGCUGUAUUUCAGAUCUGCGAGCAGCCUAUCGAUUCAAGAGAAAUUACGAGCAGAAUAUUAAGUUGAAAGAGAAAGAACUCGACGACUUUAUUGAAAGUCUUGCAACAGAGGAUUGGGAACUUGUCAGCAAUGUGGUUAAGAAAGAGCUGGAAGACAUUUCUGAUGAGAAUAUUGCCCAAGAGAUCGAGCCACAAGAUGAAUCAAACAGCGAAAAUAUUGAUGCUGAAGUUGCAGCACGGAUGCAUUACGGAGGAACUGUCAAGAAAAAUAAGUCGCACACCUGUGUUUACUGUGGCAAAGUAUUUAUAAAAAAGCAACACUGGACGAGACACUUACGAGUUCAUACUGGCGAACGACCUUACAAUUGUCCACACUGCCAGAGAGCCUUUUCACAGAUAUCCAGCUUAAAAACACACAUACGUGUUCACACUGGAGAACGCAUAUUUAAGUGUCCACAUUGUCCAAAGGAUUUUACUCGAAAAUACAACCUUACGCUUCACGUUGCCAGGCACGAAUUACGGAAAGAUAUCCAAGCUAUAACUAAACUUAGGUAAACUUAGGUAAAACAUAAACUCGAAACGAGAAACAAUUUAUUUACUAUUUUUAUUUUAAUAUGACCUAUCGUUUGUAAAACAAAUUAAAGAAAAUUCAUUUUAAGUU